AUGGGUCUCAAGUUUAGACAUGGAGUGAUGAUCAUAGUUAUUAUAAGUGCUUCAAUGUUUUCAGUGAGCAUGGCCAACAAGGAUUGGUUCCCUGCUUUCAACUACACCGAUUGGUGGUCCAGAUUUGGGAAUCACCCUCACAACAAAACACAGCAAGAGCCCAGAGAGAUUGUCGUGGGUGGUUCUGAUCAUUGGCACUUUGGCUACAACUACUCCGAUUGGGCCUUCAAGAAUGCCCCAUUUUACAUCAAUGAUACUCUAGUUUUCAAAUAUGAUGCUCCCAGCGCCACCAGUUUCCCACACAGUGUGUACAUGUUCAAAAGCUAUGAGAGCUUCUUCAAGUGUGACGUGAAAAAGGCAAAGGUGGUGGCAAGUCCCGUGCAAGGUGGAGGAGAGGGGUUCAAGUUUGUGUUGAAGAAGUGGGAGCCUCACUUCUUUGGGUGUGGUGAGAGAAAUGGGUUCCAUUGCAACAAUGGCACCAUGAAGUUUGCUGUCUUCCCCAUGCUUCGUCCCUUCUGGCAGUGGCCAUGA
Molecule: messenger RNA, 531 nt
Organism: Sphenostylis stenocarpa
Lineage: Eukaryota; Viridiplantae; Streptophyta; Magnoliopsida; Fabales; Fabaceae
Source: the annotation of a GenBank genome assembly